CGGCGCUUUGGCUGUUUGGUCGCGGUGCCGGUUGGGAAGAGCUGGAGCGACGGGGGCCAUAGAUGGCCACGGCCGUUUGAUGUGGUGGUCGUCUAUGUUUCAAACCGCUGGGUCUCAACAAUUCAUACAUUUUACUGGAUUAAAGGACUGGGUGAAAAAUUGUACUUGGCCUCUUUACAGUAGCCAUCUGACAAAUUUCAUUAAGCUUAUCCUACUGCUCUACGGCAAGUGGAGUGCUGUACAUUGCCUUAACAUCUAACACAUAGCGGUAAGAGUUGUGUUUGAUGGAGUCAGUGCAAAACAUCUACUGAAUCUCUGAAUACUUAAAGGAAAAAAAGCCCCUGUGAGCAUUGGAGGACAUUUCCAGUGACACAGGAAGCUAAGAGGGCUUUGGCAGAAGGAGGGUUCCCUCGCUUACCAGAGCUCUGGACUACAAUUUCCAGAUAUGAAGUGCCUCAUUUUGGACUCGUCCUGAAUCAUGGUCCAGAGACUAGGGCCCUAAACUGUCUCCACGCUGCACCUCCUCCCUAUUGCCCCCCCCUCCCCCCCCAAGAAAAAGCCCUGUGGUCCUCAGCCUCGGUGUGUGGGGAUGGGCCUGCUUGAGUCCCCUUUCAACAGCCUGCUGUGCAUGCUGCUGGGCAUUUCCUUCACUGUGUGGUUCACGCUGCUGCUCGUCUUCAUCGUCGUGCCGGCCAUUUUCGGCCUCUCCUUUGGCAUCCGCACCCUCUAUAUGAAGGUCCUGCUCAAGGUGUUCGAGUGGGCAACCCUUCGCAUUGAAAGAGGCGCCAAGGAGAAGAAGCACCUCCUGUAUAAACCCAACACUAAUGGCAUCAUAGCCAAAAAGCCAACCUCCCUGGAGGAGGAGCUUAAAGAGAUCCGGCGAAAUGGCAGCGGCCGGGACCUGGAUGGGUCCUCCCCCACGGUCCAGGGCCCAUCCCCUUCCUCCUCAGAGUUUGCCGUGUCGGACAUUUUCUACUUCUGCCGGCGCGGUGUGGAGAGCAUCGUGGACGAUGAGGUGACCAAGCGCUUCACGGCCGAGGAGCUGGAGUCCUGGAACCUGCUUACGCGCAGCAACUACAACUUCCAGCACAUCAGCGCGCGUUUGACGGCGCUGUGGGGGCUGGGGCUGCUGAUCCGCUACUGCUGCCUGCUGCCCCUCAGGUUGACCCUAGCUAUAACAGGUGUCACACUAUUGGUUGUCUUCACCACCAUAAUUGGAUUUCUGCCCAAUGGCAGGAUGAAGAAUUUUCUCAGUGAGAAAGUGCAUUUGAUGUGUUACCGCAUUUGUGUGAGAGCACUUACUGCUAUCAUCACUUAUCAUCACAGUGAGAACAAGCCUAAGAAUGGAGGCAUCUGUGUUGCCAACCACACCUCGCCCAUUGAUGUCAUCAUUCUAGCCAGUGAUGGCUGCUAUGCGAUGGUUGGGCAGACCCAUGGAGGUCUCAUGGGGAUCAUUCAGAGAUCCAUGGUAAAGGCAUGCCCACACAUAUGGUUCGAACGCUCGGAAAUCAAAGAUCGCCAUCUGGUGGCCAAAAGGUUGAGUGAUCAUGUAGAAGACAAAAACAAACUGCCAAUUCUCAUCUUUCCAGAAGGUACCUGCAUCAACAACACAUCUGUGAUGAUGUUUAAAAAGGGAAGCUUUGAAAUUGCCUCCACCAUCUACCCCGUGGCCAUCAAGUAUGACCCUCGCUUUGGGGAAGCCUUCUGGAACAGCAGUAAGUUUGGCAUGGUGAGCUAUCUCCUACGCAUGAUGAGCAGUUGGGCCAUCGUCUGCAGCGUGUGGUACCUGCCCCCUAUGAGCCGCCAGGAAGGGGAAGACGCCGUCCAGUUUGCCAAUAGGGUGAAGGCAGCCAUCGCUAGGCAGGGCGGGCUGGUUGACCUGCUGUGGGACGGAGGCUUGAAGAGGAGUAAAGUGAAGGACACCUUCAAGGAGGAACAGCAGAAGCUGUACAGCAAGAUCCUGGUGGGAACACACGAGGACCGUGGUCGCUCCUGAGGACACCGUCGCAGGCUCCGUGGGAAACGCCGGACAAACCACCUCAGUGGGACCACAAUAGCUCUCCUUAAAUAAAAGGUCUCCCUUCCACUGCCGUGACCGUACAAGAGUUCGAAUUUCACUUGUGUCCUGCUUAUGUCACUGCACCUCAGUUGUUAUUUUUGCCACACAAGAGGCAGCUCUGAAUAAUCUGAUGACAGCACCAUGUCCCAAGGUCUUCCCGACCACUUCCUCUGAGACAAACUGGUUGUUAUUAGUGUCGACAAGAAGAGUUGGUUACUGUGACAAAAACCGUUGCCUGGCAACAGUAAUGUACUAUGUUGUUUCCUUCUGCUCAGUGAAUUAACAUUUAACAUUUUCUUUUUAUUUAUUUAAUCGGCCUUACGGAUGUCAUGCUGGACAUCUCUUGUCAUUGAUAUUUAUACGAAAGUACGCUCAAACAGUGAUGUAAUGCAACCUUUACUCACAGUUUAAGACAAGGUUUCUUAAUGCCAGCUUAUGACUGGCCAUAUCUGUCUUCAUUAUUUGACCUUCAUUGAACAUUUGUUAUCUCUUUAUAAUCAUGUAGCCACGAAAAUGGUUCGCAGGUGUUGAACCCCUCUCCUUUUUUUUACUGCACCAGAUGACUAUGAAUUUGCUUUUGCUGCUGUAGGCUGAGAACCCCGUCAUUCUUGCGUCAUUGUUUACCUCGCUAUUUACCACAUUGGAAAGACUUCAUGAUGCUGGCUACACAAAAUAGCCAGUUGAAAACUUUCUCUUCACUUUGGACAUGCAAAGGGACUUCUCUCCAGGUUACAGGGAGUGAUGGGAUUCAAGCAAUAUUUUUACAUGUAUUUGUCAUAUCUGAUGAAUUUGUGUUUAAGUGUAAUUCUUAAUGCUAAAGAAUGUGAUUAUUUUUUAUCCUUCCUUCAAGAAUAUGGUCCACACACACUGUAACGUACUGUAUUUGAGCAUAAUCCUAAAAGCUUGCUAACAUUACUGUUACCCUAAAACAUCUCGAAGCCUAUUCAGUCACAAUCCAAAAGGCAUUAUUUGACAUAGCAGAAAUAUCCCCCAUCAUUCAAACAGUAUGUGCCCAGUAUUCCUGCUUUUUUUGCUGCUGUUCUUUCUCAUAGAGCUUGGUGGCGAAUUCAAGGAGGCACGUACCCGCAGUGUAAUUGAGGAAAUGGCCAAAUGCACCACAAUUGUCCACUUAGGAUUUACUGCAGGAGCAUUAAAGGUUCAUGUUUACUGUGACCUAACUGGCACCAUCCAGAGAAUGGCUGGCCUCGUCUGUGCUUUGUAGUUAGGAUGCACUGUUUGCUUGUGGCUGUAAAAGGGUGGAGACUGUUCAAGCAUGCAGUAUAUUGCAGAGCAGUACAUUUUGGUAUCCUUUCAAGAAAGUUAACACUAAUUGUAGCGCCACAUAACAGCAUUUAUGAAUGAGUGGUAGCACAGUCACAUAUAUGUCGAACUAGUUUUGUAAGCAACAUGCUAACAUACAGAUGUCCAGAUAAAUACCCUGGCACGAAAUCGCACCAUACCAGCUUGGUUUGAAGAUGUCGUUCUCUCUGCAUCACUCCAACUGCUAGUCCUUCAGUUUGUGCAGAACUUUAAAUAUGGUCCAAUCUGGCUUUAGUGGGAGGGGUUAAAUGCUGUGGAAACAGUAUGAAAAGCGCACGAUUCGAUGCAUUGUCCUCCAGCACGCACUCUGAAUGACUUCGCCAGCGGCCCUGCUGCUGAGCUCUGCCAUUUGACAGGGUAGCAUGAAGAUCUCAGUGAAGCUCCAUGUGGAGGGAUCUAGUGAACAUCUGAGGCAGUCUGCUGAUAAGGUUACAUCCACUUCAAACCAAGUUUGAACACUUUCAUUGGGUUUCAAUAUUGCCAAUGACUUGACCACUGCCAAGCUCUCAAAAGAAUCUUUUUCUUUGGCUCAUGAUACAUUAAGUGUUUGUAAAGCUGACACUGAUCUGUACUCUCCCAGAAAAACACUUGUCCUUGUGUGAUAUCCACAUAUGGAUGAAUGUGUCAAAGUAACCAGUAAAAAUGCUACAAAAUAU
This is a messenger RNA of Electrophorus electricus (electric eel), 4035 nucleotides long. Its product is annotated as glycerol-3-phosphate acyltransferase 4. The record is from RefSeq and is a predicted model, not a curated record. Gene Ontology annotation, molecular function: glycerol-3-phosphate O-acyltransferase activity. NCBI's taxonomy places the organism in Eukaryota, Metazoa, Chordata, Actinopteri, Gymnotiformes, Gymnotidae. Gene Ontology annotation, biological process: triglyceride biosynthetic process. Gene Ontology annotation, cellular component: endoplasmic reticulum.